AUGGGCUGUGUGAACCUUUGUUGUCUCACGAACACUCUACCGGUGAUCCCCUAUCAAAAGCUGACGAACUUGCAUUACCUGAGCAAAGGUGGGUUCGGAACCGUGUUCAUGGCACAGCAUUCCGAUUGGCAGACGACCGUUGCCAUCAAGUGCCUGAAAUUGGAUUCUCCUGUUGGCGAAAGGUAUUUUUGUUAAAAUCAUUCUACCAGAUUAAGUAGGACUAUGCCAUUAGAUCUCAUCUGACUAGAAUCAGUCAUUGCCUACUCAAAUUAGAUUUUAAUUUUGAUCUCAUGUAUCCAGAGGCCCCUGUGAUUUCCUUACAGAAUGCUGCUGCUGUCUAAAUUUAGGACUGACAAUGACACUAUGUCAACUAUCAGUAACAGCAACAGUGGUAGAAACCUUGAUUUCUUCUCAUGCAUGCUAGAGGUGAAGUAGGCUAGAUAUUACAAGCCUCUUGGCUAUGUGCCCCUAUGAAUGGGAGACAGUGAAAUAAAUGUAUUUUCUAUCACUCAAAUGUGCUUUCUCUAUACACACGAGGAAGCAAUAUGAAUGUCAAUCCUUGUGACACCAUGACAGUAAUGUCAAAAGGUUAUCUAAUCAUGACUGUGUUCGCAGGGAGAGGAAUUGCCUGCUGAAGGAGGCGGAGGUGCUCCACAAGGCCAGGUUCAACUACAUCAUCCAGAUCUUUGGCGUGUGUAAUGAGGCCGAGUUCUUCUGCAUCGUCACCGAGUACAUGAGCAAUGGCUCUCUGGAUCAGCUGCUUCACGAGGUAGGCCUACAUACACUUAGUAAGAACAGUGUACAUGUAUAAACAAGGGAGUCGGGACUGAGUCACAAGACUCUUGCCAUAUCAGUCUAGGGGGUUACAUUUUUUCUCCAACUGUUUCAAACAGUUAUAGUCUGAGUUCCACACUAUUUUCAAUGAAGAAGCAGCCACUGACAAUUCAGGCUUUGGUAUCAGAUUACUGCUAUGCUGUUACUAUGACAGGAAAUGCAAGUGCUGCAAUGUUGGUACAAUGCUAGCCAUGUAAACACGAACCUCAGCAGCAGCGCUAAAGCUCAUCUGAGGUCGUGCAUAGCCAGCUGUCUAGCCGUAAUCAGGAUAUUUUUGACUAACCUUUACUUGACGAUACUUUCUUUGUUCUCAAUACAGAAUCAUUAUUAAAUUAUAAACGGCUGUGGGACUCCAAAAACCUGCCAGUAUUGUAUAUUAUAAACUGGGUGGUUCGAGCCCUGAAUGCUGAUUGGCUGACAGCCGUGGUAUAUCAGACCGUAAACCACGGGUAUGACAAAACAUUAAUUUUUACUGCUCUAAUUACGUUGGUAACCCGUUUAUAAUAGCAAUAAGGCACCUCAGGGGUUUGUGGUAUAUUGCCAAGGGCUAAGGGCUGUAUCCAGGCACUCUGCGUUGUGGUGCAUAAGAACAGCCCUUAGCCGUGGUAUAUUGGCCAUUUAACACACCCCCUCGUACCUUAUUGCUUAAUAAUAUUGAAUAUUGUGUGAGAAAUUCCUCUUACAUGUGUGUAGAUCUUUGUUUUGGUCGCACUGUGUGACACGCGAGAAGAAACUGAUGUCUGUUCGCGUGGCGUAGCGUUUGUCCGGAGCAAGGACUCUGUGGAGCCAGGCAAGACACCGAUAGCACUGACAUUGUCUCUCUCACGCACCAGUUGAUAAGACACCAUAUUAUCCAUAACAAGACAGGGCAGGCGUGUUAGUAGCUAGAUGAUGAAACCAAUGAUCCAGGGUUGAAAUGUUGGCUGUAGGUUUCGGAACACAACACAUCUGGGAAAUCGCCACAAUACUGCUUCACUUUCUCUUCCUCCCCGUUUGAUCCACUCUCCGAUCUGUAUACACGAUAUCUUUUUCACUCUUUCCCCUUCUCUCCUCCCACACUCUGUAGAAUAACCUUUACCCACUGCUGGCCUGGUCGUUGAGGCUGCGUGUCCUGUACGAGAUAGCUCUGGGGGUCAACUUCCUACACAACAUGACCCCACCCCUCCUGCACCACGACCUCAAGACACAGAACAUUCUGCUGGACGGAGAGUUUCAUGUCAAGGUGUGUCCGUGCGUGUGUCAACCUCAGUCGCACUAAGCUUGGACUCACAUUAUAAAGUCCUCUGAAUCCCUGUUUGCAAAGGCAAUAUGUUACAUUUAUAUUAGAUUUAGUAUGACAGUUUAGUCUUCACGGUUCCAAUUAAACUGUUUGGGCCCACUUUAAAAAGUGGUCAGGAGAGAGGGUUAGAAUAUGAAUCAGCACUCCAUUAUCCAAAGCAACCCUCCUGCAUGAACCACAUUUGAUUUGAAUCUAUCCCUAUUAGGCAACUAGUAUGAAAAUGUGGCUUUUAACGUCUUUUAACUUGGCCCAGAUUUAAUUUGGUUGUGUUUAAACUCCACUUUCCAAUGUCACUGAGAAAUAGCCUAGGCCAGGGGUCUCCAACAGGUCGAUCGUGAGCUACCAGUAGUUCGCAUCCCACUUAUGAGUAGCUUGCCAAGCAAUUCUGAAAGUGAAUGUAUUUUUCACAUGUUCCACUGUAACUGUCGUAUUAAUAAUAAUAAUAUAAUAAUAUGCCAUUUAGCAGACGCUUUUAUCCAAAGCGACUUACAGUCAUGCGUGCAUACAUUUUUUUUUGUGUAUGGGUGGUCCCGGGGAUCGAACCCACUACCUUGGCGUUACAAGCGCCGUGCUCUACCAGCUGAGCUACAGAGGACCACAUCAGACACCGCAAGCUCCCGGCUACUAUUCAAUCAAAUCCACAUUGACAUUGUUGCACCCCUAGUUAGCCACAAUUGGCUUAAAAGGUCAAACGUAACACAAUAUCUGACAAUUCAUUUCUAGCAAUAUUGCCCCUGUAAGUCUGUGUUGUGCGCGCGUUUGUCUAUCAUUCACUUUGUGUAGCCAGUUAGCGAUAAUGAUAACUGUCUUCUGGGUAGACAGAAAGACUUUCCCUCCUCAAUUAAAUGUUAACUGCAAAGUAGGCUUACCUGGCAGAAUUAUAUCAUGCUUAUUUGUAUCAAUCAGGUGGGCUUUUGUUUGCAAACUCUGUCGUGACAUAUGCAGCAGAAAAAACAUUGCUUGACCAGCACAUUCCUCUCUCGCAAAAUGCGCAAUUAAAGGGGAUUACACUCAAAUCUAAAUUUGUUAGUUAUUCUUCCAGCCCUCAAAAAUGGUAUUCUGAUGUGAUUUAAGCAUGACAUGGGCUCAGAAUAUUACAUUUCAUUGUUUCUCUAUGAAUAAUUGUAAUUUUGAGAGUGAAAAGCGAAAUAUCAAGAGUACGGGAGGGCAGCUCCGCUCAGCCCAGUCCAAGCUCUUCUCUGUCCUGGCACCCCAAUGGUGUAACCAGUUUCCCCCUGAUGCUAUGACAGCAGAGUCCAUGCCCAGCUUCUGAAAACGUCUGAAACCCUACCUCUUCAAAGAUCAUCUUUAAAUAAGAAAUCUGUCUUAUUCCCCCCAUAAAAAAGAAAAGCUUACACUUGUCUUUUCCUACCAGCACUGACUUUGUUGAUAACUUCUUUAUUGAGGAAACAUUUACCUAGAGCUACGACUGUGAUAUGGGGUUGUCUCACCUAGCUAUCUUAAGAUGAAUGCACUAACUGUAAGUCGCUCUGGAUAAUAGCGUCUGCUUAAUGACUAAAAUGUCAUGUAAAUGUCUGUACAGAUAGCAGACUUUGGCCUGUCUAAGUGGCGCCAGCUGUCGAUCAGUAAAGGAUCGGGAUCCAAGCCACCUGAGAUGGGGGGCACCAUCAUCUACAUGCCCCCCGAGGAGUAUGAACCAUCCAAGAGCCGCGGUGCAGUCAUCAAACACGACAUCUACAGGUGAGCCUGAAGGCUAAACAGCCAACCAGAACCAGCGUUUGAGUUAUAGGACCUAGCCACGUUGCCAGAUCUGUUUGUGCUUUAGCGAGCAUCUCUGUCAUGUGUAUGGCAUGACAAUGAAAAACCGAGCGCUAGGCUAAAGCGCGAAGUGAUAUGACAUUCAGGCUACCUAGGAAGAAUAUUAACUUUUGUUCAGACCAUUAUCUUGAAGGUGCCUUCAUGAGUCAGCUUGUAAUUUUAAAGCCUGCCCAGAUCUACUCAAUGGAUUUUUUAGGCAGUAAUAUUGACUGACAAUAACUCCCUUGACCAAAGCCUAUGUUGAAACUCAAUUUGAAAUGUGGAUGAAAUUUGAAUAGAAAAGAUGCUUCUCUGGGAGUUGAGCAGUCUUUCUGUGGUGAUCCACCACUUUACAACACACAACUAGAACAUUCCCAGCAUAUAUUUUUAAAGGGAGAGGAGGAGAAGUGUGUCAGCCAGCUAGGGAUUUUUUACUUAACUUUAAGAGAAGUCUCUGUACUUCAAGGCACGUUUAUUACUUAGCCUACGGUAAAUCACACCACAUUCCUCCCAGAGCAAACAGUGAGGUACUUUGUGUUAAGCUUCAAUUUCAUCUCAGUAAUUGUCUGGAGGGAGCUUGCCCUUUCUAGAUGAACACCCCAUUAAAUGAACCCUUUGUUACAUUGAAAAUGUGAAAAAGGAAAUGUAGAAAAGAGAUAUGAUACUAGCCCUUCAACUUCCCCUAACCUCUGAUUUACAUUCACUGGGGCUUUUGGGACAUGAACAGUCAUUGUGUCACUGGAAAAUGUGUUGGUGUAAGACUGAGGAAAUGAAAUUCAUGACAUAGGCUUAGUAUUAUAAGACUUCCUCCCUUCAAGGGAAAUGCCAACUCAUCUAACGUGUGUUUUUCUUGAUGUUCCUGUUUUAGUUACGCUAUCAUUAUGUGGGAGGUGCUGUCCAGGAGGAUACCAUUUGAAGGUAAUUCAUUGUGUCGAUGCUUUCUUUACUGUUAGAAAGCAUUGCAUUUGCAAACAUUAGUACUGUAUAAGAGUUAUGGAUGUUAAUGAUCUCACUGUUGUGGAAGCAUAUAGCUUCAUUCAAAAUUGAUUUAGUCAGCUAUAUGCUUCCAUAAUGUAGAUUAGCCACAUGACCUCACUGUGUUUGUAGUCAGUGAUGUAUACCAAACUAACAUUUCUGGUCUUCUGCAUGCUCGAAGAGAGGAAAAACAAAGACCAAAUAUAGUUGGUGGGAUUUCCAGCCUAAUGUGAUAUUAAGUCUUCAUUCAGAACUAAAACACUGAGUGAGCAUUUGUAUUUCUGUUGUCUGUACAGAGGCAACCAACCCCAUGCAGAUCAUGUUCAGCGUACUGCGUGGGACACGUCCCGACACGGGCCUGGACAGUCUGCCAGGGGACAUCCCCAGCAGGGAGACACUCAUCAACCUCAUGACCUGUGGCUGGACCACGAACCCCGACGAACGGCCCUCCUUUCUCAGUAAGGGACAUAAUAAUAAUAAUAAUAAUAAUAAUAAUAAUAAUAAUAAUAAUAAUAAUAUAUUUAUUUUAUAUAGCGCUUUUCAUCACAAGUAGAAUCUCAGUCGCUUAAAACAAAAAAGGGAGUUCUUGGGCGAUGGUCUUCCACAACUUCAGAUGCUAGGCAGUUCGGAAAAGUAGUGUCUUGAGCGAAGAGAGCAUUGAUGGUGCAGCCAGGCAGGGAGGUAGAGAACAUCUGACAGAUGGGCCCCGGAGCUCUUCAUCGGGCACCUCGUCGUCUUCGACGUUCACAGCUCCUCCUUCAUAGGUAGGCUGGAUCGUCCGCUACCAGAAGUGUAGCACCGACCUGGGUGAUGCUUCGGCGACUAAAAGCAGCAGUAAGACCACCACACCUCGGCAGUAGUCUGGAAAAGCCUCCUAUGAGGCGAGCCUCUGCAUCCCCUCACACCACAGUCCACUUCACUCUAGGAACCGGGGCAGGCCAAAAAGCUGAUGCUGCUGAUCGGGUGUUGCUGCAUCAUUCAAAUCAUAUUAGCUAGCAAGCUCUAACCUUUGACCUCAACUCCUUUGUAAGAGCCAUGACCUCCAACUUUUGACCUCAACUUAUUACCUUAACGUGGGAUGAAGUUGCCCCUAAGACACAGAUCUCAGAUCAGUUUGGCGCUUUCCUACCCCAAAUGGUUAGUUAAGGUUCUGGCUGAUUCUGGACCUGCCCCUCUCACCUUACCUUGUUACUUGGAGCUGAAACCUCCCUUGAUCAACAUGUCUCACGCAGUGUUUCGAAUAGUUAUUCUAUUGACAUCAAUGUGUUAUCUAUGUAGGUGUUGCAAGUAUACAUUUGGCCCUAAAAGCUAUAGAGCCAUAACCGCCGCUCUCUGUCUUGUGCAGUGUGUGUGAAAGAGCUGGAGCCAAUACUGAGGAGGUUUGAUGAAAUUGACAUCCUGGAGGCCGUGCUGGAGGUCAAGAAGUCAAAGGUCAGUCAGUACGAGACUGUACAGUACACAGGUCACAAGGAAAACGUUUGGCCCCCCAACAACCAGGAAAUGAGUUUGAACGAUGCAAAUAGUUUUGCCAAUACAGAGUUGCCAAGUCAUUCAGUAUGGCCUAAGAGCGAAACGAUGCAUGAAAGGUUUAAUUUGACAAAAGGUUUUCGUUGACACCAAAUUUUGAUGUACAUCAGGACCUGACCAGGGUAUGGACGUCCGUGUUCGUGAUAUGGCUUCAAAUGGAGCACUCGACAAUGAAACGGACAAGAGACAAACUGAUGACUGAACAUUUUGGUAGAACAUAAGUCCGCGCACCUGCUUUACUUUAUUCUUCAACAUUAGAGGUGGAAGGAAAUUGGCACACAGUGAUCCAUUUGCAUCUGUUUGUAGCAGCAAAUGUAUCAUCUUCUCUCCUCUUUCUCGUCCCCUCUCUCUCUCUAGCUGAUGAGGAAGGCAGGCUGUUACUCUGCCACACCCAUGGCGUGUGAGAAGAGAAGGGAGGAGGAGAAGUCUUUAAACAUUCUGAAGGACAACCCCAGUCCCUGGCAAGUGAGUAUAAUGACCUCUAAAACAGCACCAUUCACAGGGGAUAAAGUUCUCUGUCACUGCAAUGCAUUUCCGUCAUAUAGAUUCUGGAGAGGUCGUUUUUAAGAUCGGUGUAGAUUUGGAGAUGACACAGCUUAAUGCAGACAGAAUACAAAUGUAUUCUCAAAUACGUGAUUUUCUCUGUUACUCAGUGUGCACUGAACUGACAUGUAUGAUUGUUGCUGACACUCCAACAUCGGACAACCCCAUAGUAGAAUAGUUUACCUAGUCGGCUUGAGGUUGUGUGUUUUAUGCGAGAUAAAUAUUCCUCUCGAGGCGCAUUCAAGUUGCGAGAGCCAUAGGAGGGAAGCGUAUUCUGAAAGCAGUCAAUGCACUACAAUUCCUAAUGCAAUCGCGGGAAAACAUUUUUGAAAGCAGUUUUCUGGGGGAUCCCAGUUUUCCAUUGCUACCACGUUUAUUUCUCUGUUCUUCAAUUGCGUGUGUCAUUGUUUUACAAAUGCAGUUUUACAACCGGAGUUUCCAGCAUGGUUUAAGGUUACUACAAGCUCCGCUCCGUUGAUCUACGUGCGUGCACGUGAGUGGAGUGGGAAUUUGUGGAGUAGCAGGACACCUUUUGGUAACAUGAUAUCCUCACCAGUCCCAUUCACAAGGGGGUGAUAGCAAAGUAUUUUAAUUUUGGUAUUUUCAUUUAGUAAACAACAAGGAAGAGUCCUCUUCCCUUGCUAGUAGUAGCUAGCUGGCAGCCUGGCUAGCUAGCCUUUUUAGCUUCCCACAUCUCCAUGUGAAAUAAUCAGAUUUAUAAUUUAAAAAAAUAUGCCCUGGCAAAUGUUCUUGUACUUGCAGGUGUAACCUAAAACAUUAUCCCAGUUUGAUAUGCUGCUUGUGUAUUGAUUCCCAUUUCAGCUAAAAAUAGAACGUCAUGUUUUGGUCUCAGAGAAAAAGUCACAUGGCUAGCUAGUUGGCUACAGCAGGUUCUACUAUUUCACAAUAGCUAGUUAUUACUUCUAAACAAAAUACCUUUUUGGGUGGAUUCUUGGGUUCGUCUUCUCAUUUGUGGUGAAAGCAAAAGAAGAGUCUCUUGUCUUGUCUACCCUUGCUAGCAAGUUGGCUAAACACUGUAAUCUAGCUAGCCUUUUAGCUUCCUACAUCUCCAUGUGAAAUAAUCAGAUUUAUAAUUAAAUAAUAUGCCCUGAAAAAUGUUAUUAUACUUGCCAGAGUAACCUACAACAUUAUCUUAAUUUGAUAUGCUGCUUCAAUGUAUUCACUCCCAUAUCAGCUAAAAAUAGAAUGUCAUCAUUUUUUGUCAUAGAGAGAAAAAAAGCACAUGGCUGUCUGUUUUAGCGUAGAAUAACGUUAUCACUUCUAAACAAAAUACAUUUGGGGGGGAUUCUAUAAAGCUACAAUGUUUGGUUUAUUGUUUAAACAGUCGCUGAGAUUAUGUUUGGUUAUCAAUGUAAAAUAGGCUACUUUGAUGAAUAGCCAAUAUAGCCUAUAGAUCAGAUCAAGGAACUAAGCAACAACACGGCAGCGGAAGGAAUGAUACGUCUGGUCUCAAUCUCCAGGUAGAAGAAAACUGCGUCGAAUGCCAGAGCGUAUUACAAGGAGUCGCCUCUUUUGUGACGAAAACGAUAUUGCAACACUGCGCUAUGCUCCUUCGGCACCGUCUGUGUAUUCUCUGUAGAUUCCUUUAG
Messenger RNA from Coregonus sp. 'balchen', 8526 nucleotides. Lineage: Eukaryota; Metazoa; Chordata; Actinopteri; Salmoniformes; Salmonidae. The record is from the annotation of a GenBank genome assembly.